Bipolaris oryzae ATCC 44560 is the source of this 1914-nucleotide messenger RNA. RefSeq lists its product as uncharacterized. The transcript is spliced from 3 exons. Gene Ontology annotation, cellular component: RNA polymerase III complex. Gene Ontology annotation, biological process: transcription by RNA polymerase III. Bases 1 to 1914 code for a protein of 637 amino acids. The record is from RefSeq and is a predicted model, not a curated record. NCBI's taxonomy places the organism in Eukaryota, Fungi, Ascomycota, Dothideomycetes, Pleosporales, Pleosporaceae. Gene Ontology annotation, molecular function: DNA binding.
AUGCCGCCCAAACCAAGAGGAAGUGGGACCAUACGUUCCCGCGGUGGCGCAAGGGGAGGAUCAGCCGUAGCGAGAAAUUCGACAGACGCAACCGAAUCUGUACAAGAUGCGACCCCGCAGAGUACAGCUCCUGCAGCUACCACAGGAGAUUCGAUUGAGCCAGCAAUCCCCAAGGAAGAGGACAGCGACUCGAAGCCCGCCGUCACUGAAGAGGGUGCGCUGAAUGCAACUGAGUCAAAAGCUUCUGCUGCCGAAUCACCCCAGCCUGGCACAGAACCGAGUGCUCGCGCCCCCGUACAGAGACUAGGCAGUUUGCAAGGCUCAGUACCUCCUUCCCGAUCCGCAUCACCAUCUGUACGCGGCCGUGGCGGUACAGCUCGAGGCAAGAGAGGUGUCAAGACGCCCGCAUUCACAGGCAGACGAAGCAAAGAAGAACGAGAUGCCAUUGCAAAAGAGCAGGCAGCCCGCGACCGGGAACGGACAAAGGAACAGGUCGCUGCAGACAAGAAGAGAGAGGCCGAUGCAUUGAGAGCAGCUAGGCGUGAGGCCAACAAACAGAAGAAUGCACGAGGUGGAUUCAGUGGAGUGGCCAGUGGGCCAUUCUCGCUAGGAAGCUCUAGAGAAGGCACGAAGAACAAUCCAAAUCGUGGACACUCUGGUUUUGGGGCAGGAUCUGGCUCGCGAGCAGAACGCAUCAAGAAUGAAGAUGGCGGCUUUGCAGGCUCAAGUCGGUCUGGAAGUGGGGGCGGGGGCGGAGGCAGUUCUUACAUGAAGAGAGAAGAUGGCGGAUUGAUUUCCUCUGAUGAUGAAGACGAUAUCGACCUGCCACGCAAGGAUAUCGACCUGAUCGAGAUUUCUUCUGACGAAGACGAAGCCAAGGACAAAAGUGUGCCGACACAACGUCCCGCAAGGACAGCACUACCUGUUCGAAUAGGACGGAAAGAACAUCAAGAACGAACAUUUGGUAUCAAUACAGAAGCCAGCUCAGAGGCCUCUGCCAAAAUACUCGAACAAGCGGAAUCAAGCGGACAGUCGCUGGCCACGGCUGCCACGGACCAAGCUGGCCGAAGAUCAAAAGCCAAGUCAAAGGAUGUGGAGAUUACAGGCUCUCGGAAGCAGUUCAAGGGUGUUUGGAAUGAUCCAGAAGAUUCAGACGUUGGUGUCAAGACCGAACCCACCAGCGACGACGAGAACAUGGCCGACGCUGAACAAGUUGGCUUGUCUAAUGCUCCAGCUCAGUCGGUGGAGAAGGAAGAGCCGCAGUCGCCGGAUGUUGAACGGAAGCCGAAAAUCAAGAGGAAGAGUAUCACCGAACCCAUCCUCCAGACUGACGAAGACCGUGCAGAAUGGGCGCGUUUUCAAUCAAACUUGCGCCACAUUCGAGCUGAGCUGGGCCCCGAAGAGGUGCCACACGACGAGACUGGGGACGUAGCCAUGGCAGAUGCUGGCAGUGCAGAGAAAAGACCCACAGUGCGCGAUAAUAAUGUUUAUCUCUUCCAGAUCCCACCCCUGAUGCCAGAAGUGGAACCGCCGUCUGUCAAGAAAGAGGCUUCAGACCCCCAGCCCCUUGCACCGCCCGUUCAGGCUCCAGGCAAAGCGGAUGCGAAGAUCAAGGUCGAGGAAGGAAGUUUCUCAGAUCCCAAUGCCAGGGUCAAAGAAGGGGUCCGCUUUGGAAGUGGACUUGUGGGCAAACUGCGCGUACACAAAUCUGGCCGCACAACACUAGACUGGGGCGGUACAAGCUUUGAGCUCACACCGGGGAACAGAUCUGGCUUCCUACAAGAAGUAGCUAGUGUUGAGAUCCGGCCAGAAAACCAGAGAGCAGCGCCCGAGGAUGCAGGGGAUGCGAUUAGUCUUGGCAGGGUCAAGGGCAAGUUUGUCGUGGUUCCCAACUGGGCGAGGAUGCUGGACUAG